UGGUGACGCAAUAUCCGCAGAGUUGGACCGGGGAAAGUUGUUUCCUGAGUGCAGGAGUUGUUCGAGUCUUUUCAGAGAGCUGAGCUGGCUGUGUGAACUUUAGUUCAGAUUAGCGCUCACAGGACGCAGGAAUAGAUGUCCAUGGUUGUAUCCAGCUAACAGUAUCACAGUAAAGCGGAUGGGACGUGCCUAGUUUGAAGAGUUUUAUCAUGGAAGUGACGGAUAAGACAGAGACUCUCAACGAGGCCGGCGACAGUGUCGUUCCACCGGAGUCCGAAGCGAAUUCGCAGACUCAGCUGGCGGAGUGCAGAGCUCAGCUGGAGCACUGGAAAGGCGUCGCGACGAUCUGCGAGCUAAGCAAACAGGAAGAGUUGCAGGAACUGCAGAGAAACUAUGACCAAGAGAUCCAGUCACUCCAAGAGGCCUUUAGAGAGACCGUCUCCCAGUAUGAGGCCAGGAUAUCUGCGCUGCAGUCGGAGCGUGCUCAGUGGAGGAGGGCAGGGGUCACUCCGUACAACAAGGACAGCAUAAAGAAGGGGAGGAUGGAGACAUCUCCACCCACUGAGACACCGCCCGUAGCCCGCCCCCACCCCGCAGACCCUGCUGCUGAAGGUGCUGAGGAGGACAGUAAACCCCUGGAACUGAUGGCAGAGCCCUGCAACCCAGGAUGCGCAGGCCUCCACAUGGAGGGAUUCUACACCCAGCACUUUGACUCUGCCUCGCUCUCCUCCUUCUCUAUGGACACGCCCUCCCUGCCCAGGCGCACGCCCCCUCAAGACGAUACAGCCUCCCUGGUUUCCACUGGAACCCUGGUGCCUGAAGCUAUCUACUUGCCUCCGCCAGGCCACAGGCUGGUCACGCAUGCAGACUGGGAUGCGCUGCAAGCGCAGGUGUCGGAGCUGCAGGGAGAAUUGGACCGUAUGACAAAGGAGAAGCUGGAUAUGGAGAAAGAGCUAGAGACACAGUCCACAGAGACCCAGAAACAGGUGUCAGUGCUCCAGUCUCAAGUGCAGACCUCUGAGACCCUCCUUCAAGAGUUGCAAAGAUCCUUCAGCCAAACACAAAGUGCUGUACAGAGCAGAUUGACAGAACUGUCUCUCUCACAGAAAAGAGUGUGUAGUGAACUCUGCAGACUCAAAGGGAAGGAGGAGGAGAACAGCCCUGCAGGAGACAAACACCCCCCCCUCUUUGCUCUACAGGAAGCGCACUCUGAGGAGAGGCUGCGUAUUGAAAUCGUGACCCUGAAGGAACAGCUGGAGAUGCGUACAGAGGAGAGUGAGGUCUUGGAGGUCCAGCUCUCAAGCUUGAAAAUAGAGACAGACCGCAUCCAAAGUGAAAAAGACAAGUUGGAGGGUGAGCUUCAGGAGUGCCGCACUGAGCUACAGGGCCUGCGGGUGGCGCUGUCGCACUUACAGAGAGACUGCAAAACACAGAGCCAAGACAAGGCGGUGCUGCAGCAGCAGUGUUUGGAGCUGCGCAGUCAGGUCAUCAGUCUGCGCAGUCAGCUGGACACCAGCCAGGCUGUGCAGAAGGACUUUGUGCAACUGUCCCAGUCGCUGCAGGUGAAGCUGGAGCAGAUCCGGCAGUCGGACUCUCUGCACCAGGUGCGGCAAGUGCUUGGGGAGGGACUGGAGGUGGAGGCCGAGUGUCCCGGCAGUGCCUCGUGAGCCUCGUGGAGACCGGCGCCUUUACUGUGGACCAAAGCUCUGCCUUACAGGCACAGACGUGCACCAGCCCUUAACUGUGCCAGCUUACCUUCUGACUUGUUCUCACUGUUCUCAUUAAGUGGCAUUAGCCAGACAUUUUCUAAUACAGAAGUAAGCGUAAUAUUUUCUCAAACAGGUCUAACAGUUGGUUAUACUUGAGGUUUAAGCAAAGCUAGCACACUGUCAUGAUGCAGACAUCAAACUCAUAUAGAGUUUCUCUUGGCCAAGAUUCAUGAUGACUCUUGCCAUCUUAAUUUAUAUGCACACACAACACAUUCUCAUAUUUGUAAACAGCUAUAUGUUCAUAACUGUCAAACUUAACAAGUGCCAAAUUUUGUCUCAUAUUUGAUGUUAUAAAAACAUAGAUGAUGCCAGUAUGAUGUCAUGAAUGUUAUAACUUGACACAAAACACUGCAGGUUUAUCAUGUCAUUCCUGGUUUUGAUGUUAUGCUGACUGGUCGCCAUCUCCUUAUACUGAAACAAGGUUUAAUGCUGUAUGUGGUUUUAAUCACCUGUUCAGUUCUUUUCCUCAAAUAACUCCCUCUCAGUUUUGAACACGGCAAGUGUUCACCAGCCCAAGAGGGCAAGGAAUAGCUUUGAUAUAGGAAUGAGAGAACAUUUUAAACUAGAUAUCAAAUAUACACUUCACAUGGCAUUUUAGUGUGUGGAAACUCCAUUUUCAGAGGAAUAGCAUUACUGUCUUUGGACCAGUAUGUCAAAAUCAGGGCAGGCCUACAUAAAGAAUUGGUGUAUGUCUGAACACUUCCACGGGGGACGCUAGAGGAUCUUUCUUAAAGGCAAAUGCUUUACUGUGGGGCAUGAAAAUAGACUAAUAUUGUACUGUUCAUCCUCUGGAAAGGUGCUUUACCUUGUGAACUCUUGUAGGCUGUGAGCUACUGUGACCCUGCGUUUUCACUAGAGUUGCAUCUUACAACUCUUUUGUGGUCUAAGACUAUACCUUGUCUGGAACAUGUGCAUAAUAUUGGUCAUUAUGUAGGAAUGGAUUGAUUUGUGUUGGUAUAAUGAUAUCAUGCUGUGUGGGUGUGCACCAUUGUUGGGUUUACUAAUCAUACUACUUACUGUACAUUAGCUACUGGCUUCAUUGCAGGUCUAGUUUUGUUUUCCUUCAGGACUUCUUACCUCUUGCAGAUUUCAUCUUGGAUGUCUUUUAUUAAACUUCCUUUUUAUCCAAGGCUGAA
This is a messenger RNA of Electrophorus electricus (electric eel), 2905 nucleotides long. RefSeq names its product rabaptin, RAB GTPase binding effector protein 2 (gene rabep2). Lineage: Eukaryota; Metazoa; Chordata; Actinopteri; Gymnotiformes; Gymnotidae. Gene Ontology annotation, biological process: endocytosis. Gene Ontology annotation, cellular component: intracellular membrane-bounded organelle. Gene Ontology annotation, molecular function: growth factor activity; GTPase activator activity. The record is from RefSeq and is a predicted model, not a curated record.